AGCAAGCAAAACUCAAACUCGAAGGCAAAAGGAGCCGUGAAGUUGCGAGCAGCGAGUGAAGGAAGAAAAGAAGCUUGCUUUACUCUCGCGUGUUUGGCCGCGGACAAUUAGCCCGAAAAAGGCCGAGUGCUUGUGUGUUGGUCGAACCCGCGACCGGCGCCCGUAGAAAGAAAUCGCCUCUUUCGGGCCGAUUACAAAUCUCGGCAGGUUGCAGGUUGCUCUUCCCUUCAGUGCACCUGAGAGCGGGCACAGCUGAGACGCUAUGCCCGUGUGAGAUCGAGACGGAGAGAGACGCAAACAUAAAAAAAACAGUGCAUCGUUUUGGAAAUUUCUAGUGAGGAAAUUAUGCCGGGACUGAAAGAGUAGUGGCGACACAAUCAAUUCGUGCGAAAAUGACCAAGAAGAGGGUGGAUUUGUACCCCUUGCUGUUGGGUUUGCUGCUCUUCGGCUCGUCCUUUGCAUGGCAAGAAUUCCCCGACCAGGACACCAAACACAAAUCUGAGCCUCAAGCAGAAGGCCUAAAAUGCAGCGAGACGGAGUUCAAGUGCGCUGACGGCAAGAAGUGCAUCGCGCUGCGGUGGAAGUGCGACGGCAGUCCAGACUGCGAGGACGGUUCCGACGAGCCUCCCGAGUGCCACGUAACCCCUGCAGAAGCUCAGCGUAGACGAGGGGCCCAGGCGUGUGAGCCGAAGCAUUUUGAAUGCGCGUACACGCACAAGUGCAUUCCGUUUGGGUGGGUGUGCGACGGCGACGUCGACUGCAACAAGGGCAAAAUCAAAGACAAUUCGGACGAAGACCCCAUGAGAUGUCACAAUGAGGUCAGGUGUCCCCCGCACAUGACAAAGUGCGAGGACAAAGUCACUUGCAAACCCACCGCAGUUUUCUGCAAUGGACGCAGUGACUGUCCUGACGGCUCCGACGAAGGAGAAUUUUGCAGAAACACAGAGGCUUGUGAAAUAGCCAAGUGCAGCUACCAGUGCCGAAUGACUCGGCACGGCGCCGUUUGUUAUUGUCCUCUUGGACAGCAGCCAAAUGGCACCCGGUGCGAAGACGCAAACGAGUGCUUGAUGGAUGGCUCUUGCGAUCAGUUGUGCUCAAACACAGUCGGAUCGUACACUUGCAGCUGCGUAGCAGGCUACCAACUGCAGGGCACCCACUGCAAAGCUAUCAAUGUACCUGUGAAUACUGUACCAACUUUGGUGCUAGCAAGCAAAGACGAACUACUAGUGCGUCUGCAGUUGGACGGAACUGCAGUUCCUGGAAACAGUUCCCUGCCUGUCCAACACUUGUUCGGCAUGGACUUUGACCACCGAAACCGAACUUUGUGCUACAUCCACUCGUACAACAAGGCGCAGCUUGUUUGCGCCGACGUGAGCAACCUGGCACGCUCCUGGGCCCUUCCCUUGCCUCAGCUCUUCACUGAGGAGUGCAAACACCCAACCUGCAUUGCCACCACUAUUUCCGAAAUUGCCCUUGACUGGAUCAGCGGCAGUUGGUACCUGCUGGACGACACCAAAGAAAUUAUGUACCUGUGCAACAAUAAUCUGCUCUACUGCACCGUCCUAAUCGAUUACCAAAUCAGCAAGCCCAGGUCAAUUGCUUUGGACCCGACCAGAGGUGUCAUGUUCUUCACUAAGUGGGGUUUCACAAUACCUGCUCUGGAAAGAGCAAACUUAGACGGCACAUCCAGAGAGGUCAUCGUCGACAAUAAAAUUGUGUACCCCUAUGGAGUGGCAAUUGAUUUUCCCAAUCAGCAUGUAUAUUGGGUAGACUCAUUUUUGGCCCAAAUAGAGCGAGUGGACUAUGACGGAGGCAACCGAAAGUCAUUGAAAAAGGGCGCCACGCUGGAACAAAUUUAUGGGAUCUCGGUUUUUGAAAACAGCAUAUUUGUGUCUGUGUGGAAGACAAGAAAAAUUCUCGACAUAGAUAGAUUUGGUCUCCGAGAACCAAAGGAAGUCGCCACUUACAAUGAAGUCAGUAAAAUUCACGUUUACCACAGACAGAGGCAACCAGAUGUUGAUCACCCUUGCAAGUACAAAAAUGGAGGUUGUCAGCAAAUUUGUGUCACCUCGUGGAACAACUCCAAACCUUUUGCUCAGUGUUUGUGCCAGGAUGGUUUCAGGCUGACUAAGGGCGGAAAAUGCUUGGUCGCUAAGCAAACAGAGUUUUUGAUCUUCUCCAAAGGCAGACCUCCAGGCAUCAAAGGCAUAUCUAUCAACAACAAAGCAGUGGAGCAAGGAAUGAUCCCUAUCAGCAGUGUCUCCCGUCCAACUGCCAUUGACUACGACGUGCGCACCCAGUUCAUUUACUUCUCUGAUCCACCAAAAUACACUAUUGAGAGGCGGAAAUUAGACGGCUCCCAGAGAGAAGUAGUAAUUGACUCUGGAAUCAACAACUGUGAGGGAAUAGCAAUUGAUUGGAUGGCGAGGAACAUUUACUGGACCGACGACGCCCUCAAGCUGAUCAAAGUUGCCAAGCUAGACAACACAAGUGUCACCAAAACCUUAUUUCACGAAGAUCUUCACAAUCCCAGAGACAUUGUGGUUGAUCCUAAGAAAGGGUGGAUGUUUUGGUCGGAUUGGUCUGAAAGCCAGUCUUUAAAGCCUGGCAGAAUUGAAAAGGCGGCCAUGGAUGGCUCUCAGCGCCAAAUCUUUGUGAACAAGAACGUCAAGUGGCCCAGUGGGUUGACAAUAGACUACACUGGAAAGAAGUUAUACUGGUGUGAUGCCCACAAAAACGUUAUCGAAAGGAUCAAUCUGGAUGGCUUAAACCGAGAAGUAAUUCUUGAGGGCAACGAAUUGAAAAGUCCUUAUGGUCUGGCCUACUACAAUGACAUGCUCUUCUGGACAGAAAUGCAAAAUGGGUCUGUCAUCAAGUACUACAUGAACAACAAAACCCUCGAGAUCUUGGCUCUGAUGAACCCUCCUGUUUACAACAUCAUUCUUUACGACAACUCAUCUCAAGUUGGAAUUAAUGACUGCUCGGACAAUAACUACAACAAGUGUCCCGAGCUGUGUUUGUCCGCCCCUGAUGGCGCCGUGUGCUCCUGCAGGGACGGCUACAAGCACAACACAUCCAACCCUGUGUUUACUUGUGACAAGGACGAGACCUUUGUGCCGUAUGUCCGCUGUUUGGAGACGGACUUCCAGUGCACCAAAAACCUCAAGUGCAUUGAGAUGAAGUUCCUCUGUGAUGGUGACGAUGACUGCAAAGACGGCUCGGACGAAAACACUGAACCUGGUGGCGCUUGCUACAAUGUGACUUGUGGUCCAGACCAGUUUUCCUGUAACAAGCACUACUGCAUCGAGAAGCAGCGAAUGUGUGAUGGCAACACCGACUGCAUUGAUGGGGAAGACGAGGCAAACUGUCCAAAGAGCACCUCAGCAGACCUUCUUAAGUGUGGGGGCCGCCAAAUUCCCUCCAGCUGGCUGUGUGAUGGCGAGUCCGACUGUGACGAUGGCUCUGACGAAAUGAAUUGUGAGCCAAAGCCCUGUAACACCUUCGAGUUCCGCUGCAACAACUCCCACUGCAUUCCUGCCACACUGGUCUGCGAUGGCUACACAGACUGUCGGGAUAACAGUGAUGAGACCAACUGUGGAAAAGUGGAGUGUGAUCUCACAACCUCAUUUCUGUGUGGAAACGGAGCAAACUGUCUUCCUAAUUUCAUGAAGUGUGAUGGCAAGGCAGACUGCUUCGACGACUCUGAUGAAGUAAACUGCACCUACACAACAGGAGUCACGUAUCACCAUGGAGUUCCAACUCAAAUUCCAAAAUCUUGUGGUUAUUCCGAGUGGGGCUGCAACAACGGAGAUCAGUGCAUACCUCUAAAACUAGUCUGUGAUGGACAGGAGGACUGCAUGGAUGGAUCUGAUGAAAGAGAAACAAAAUGUGGCAAAAAACCCACCAAAGCUCCUACAACCCCCUCGCCUCCUACUUGUGAACCUCCCUCUCGACUCUGCGACAAUAGCACAAAAUGCAUAACUGUAGAUAGUCUGUGCAACAACGCCAAAGACUGUGAAGACGGAUCGGAUGAAGGACUUCGUUGUGAUGAGGACCAGUGCAGUCAUCGAAUCGACUGCAGCCACCUUUGCCACAACACUCCAGAAGGCUCCACUUGUUACUGCCCCACUAAUCUGCACCUACAGACAGACGGACUGACUUGCCUGCAAACCCAUCCUUGUGACAUGUGGGGCACCUGCUCCCAAAACUGCAUCAAAAUCGGAAAGAGACACAAGUGCAGUUGCGAGCCAGACUACAAUCUCCUCGCUGAUGGAUUCACUUGCCAGAGCACAGAUUCCGCCAUUCCUUAUGUGAUAUUUAGCAACCGCCACGAGAUCCGAGGAGUUGACUUGACGACUUUCCAAAUGCGGGCUUUGGUUUCAACCCUGAAAAAUACAAUAGCGCUCGAUUUCUUUCACUCAGACGAAGGAGACACAAUUUUUUGGACGGAUGUCAUUGAUGACAAAAUCUACCAGGGAACUUUAUCUGGAGGAUCGCUGAUCAACAUCAAGGCUGUGGUGAAGACCGGUCUGGCCACUGCGGAAGGCCUGGCAGUUGAUUGGAUUGGCCACAACCUGUACUGGGUGGAGAGCAACCUAGACCAGAUAGAAGUGGCCAAGCUGAACAGCAGCUUCAGGCGUACAUUGAUUGCCGGAGACAUGGAGUCACCAAGGGCCAUUGCUUUGGAUCCCAGAUUUGGAUAUUUGUUCUGGACUGAUUGGGAUGCCAAUGCACCUAGGAUUGAAAGGUGCAGCAUGAGUGGAGACGGUAGGAAGGAAAUAAUUCGAGUCGACAAGGUCACAGAUGGGGCUUGGCCAAAUGGUCUUACUCUCGAUUACGUCCUGCAGAGGAUUUACUGGAUUGAUGCCAAGUCUGAUUCAAUUCACACAACCACCUACGACGGAGGUGAUUAUCGAGAAGUGAUGAGAGGCCAUGAAACUCAAACUCACCCAUUCGCCAUUGCCCUGUUUGAAAAUUAUGUGUACUGGACAGACUGGAGAACCAAUUCAGUUAUCAGAGCCUCAAAGUGGAAUGGCUCUGACGUUAGUGUCAUUCAGCGCACGCUGACACAACCCUUUGAUAUACAGAUCUUGCACCCCAGUAGACAGCCUAAAGUGAAAAGUCCUUGUGGUGUGAAUAAUGGUGGUUGUUCUCACUUGUGCUUGCUGAACUUCAACCAGACUUACAAGUGUGCAUGCCCUCAUGUCAUGAAACUCGAUGAUGACCAAAAGACUUGCAAAGUUAAUGAAACCGUCCUACUUUUCUCUCGUCCGAAUGAGAUCCGAGGAGUAGACCUAAGUCUACCCUACUACCACACUAUACCAACCAUCAGUCUUCCUCAUGUGGUUUCACCCUCUGAAAUUGACUUCGUCUCUAAAAAUAGGCAGAUUUACUGGACAGACAUCCAAGUCAAUGAGGUGAAAAGAACCAGUCUCACUGGCAGCAUUCUUGAAGUCAUUAUUGACACAGCCAUUGAAAAUCCAAGCGGGCUGGCCAUUGAUUGGAUCUCGAGUAACAUGUUCAUAGGCUGGGGAACAGACAAAAGUGUUAUAAGUGCUUGCAAUUUGGAAGGAGAAUAUUUCACCAGGAUUGUAGAAAAUGACAUGUUUGAUUUGAAGUCAUUGGCUCUGGAUCCACUGAGAGGAGAUUUGUUCUGGAGCGCUAAAAAUUAUGAUUUUAAUGUUAUUGAAACCUCAAAAAUGGAUGGCAGUGGAAGGAAAAUCCUCACCUCUAAACCACGCGCAGACUCCAACUGGGCUCCAAAAAGCUUGAGUAUGGACCUUGAGGACCUGCGUUUGUACUGGGUUGAUUCUGAGCAAAAUGCAAUUGAAUACUAUGAUUUCAAGCUCUCAGAUGUUCGCAAAGUUCCUCUUCAGAGAAACGCCCAACCGAGUACUGUUGUAGUUUACCACAGCUCCAUUUAUUACUCCAACAACUUUGACGUGGCCAUUCGAGUGGCUGACAAGACAACAGCUGAAAAUGACAGAAUCCUUAGAAAGAAUACUGGACAAAUUCGAUCUUUGAGGAUUUACGACCCGACUUUGCAAAUUGGAGACAACUUGUGCUCUGUGAACAAGGGCAACUGCUCCCACCUUUGUUUGCCAGUGUCAUCUACACAGAGAACUUGUCACUGCGCCUCUGGCUACUCAGUGGACCCCUUGGACCAUACAAAGUGCAUUGGAGUGAAGGAAUUUAUUUUCUACUCGCUAAACUGGAAGAUCGUUGGCAUGUCUCUCGGGGACAAAAAUGUGACCAACGUCUUGGCCCCCAUCUCCAGAGUCUCCAUGGCCACCAGCAUUGACUUUCAUGCAGAUCUGGACUUGCUAUUUUGGGUGGACUCUGACCGGGGAAGCAUCACUAGCAUUAAGAGAGACGGAACGAACAGACACAAAGUGGUUGAGCACCAUGAGUCAGUAGAAAACAUUGCCAUUGACUGGAUUGCAGGUUUGGCAGUUGACUGGAUUGCAGGCAAUGUUUAUUGGACAGACCCAAAGUUCAGUGUGAUUGAAGUGGCUCGUCUGGACGGGUCAUACAGAUAUGUGGUCAUAAACGGUGACAUGCAGAGGCCACUUUCAAUUGCAGUGGACCCAGUGGCAGGAAUGUUGUUCUGGGUGGAUGGAGGAAGAAAUCCAAGAAUCGAAUCUGCCAAGCUCGAUGGAUCAAACAGGAGAAUCAUUGUUAACGAGAGCAUCAGUCACAUCAAUGACCUAGCCAUUGAUUAUGAAAGAAAAAAGUUGUACUGGUGUGACUCGGCCACAAACAAAAUUGAAAGGGUAAAUUAUGAUGGCACCAGAAGAAAAGUCUUGCUUGACUCCACUAGUUUGGACAAUCCUUUUGCCAUAUCGGUUUUCAACGACCAAAUUUAUUGGAUUGAUAUAACCCACGAUGGAGGAAGUCUAAAGCAGGCCCCUCUGACAAAUCUCUCCGACUACACACUUCUAAGAGAUGGUCUGGGUGAUUCGUUGAAAGACAUCCUCGUCUUCUCCAAACAGAAGCAAAAUGGCACCAACCCAUGCGCCACUGAAAAUGGUGGUUGUCAAGAGUUGUGUCUUUUCAAUGGUACUCAUCCUGUCUGCGCUUGUGCCCAUGGAAAAAUAACAGCAAAGGACGGAAAGACCUGUGAAGACUAUGACAGUUUCUUAAUGUACUCGAGGGUGUCCAAGAUUGACAGCAUCCACAUGUUUGACGAGUUCAAUCCAAACGCCCCAUUCCAAAGCAUUAAGUCGGCAGAAUUUAUGAGUAAUGCCAUUGGUCUGACCUACGACUACAAACGCCAGACCAUUUUCUACUCAGACAUUCAAAAGGCUAGCAUCAACAGCGUCUUUUUCAAUGGAUCUUCACACAAAGUUAUUUUAGAUAAACUUGGUGCUGUGGAGGGUUUGGCCUACGAAAAAUUCACAAACCAACUUUUCUGGACAUGCACAAAUGACGCCACCAUCAAUAGUUUCUUGCUUAAUUCUAAUGACUCCAAACCAAAUGUUGUGGUGCAGCUGGGAGUUUCUGGCAAACCUAGAGGAAUUUCACUGGAUGCCUGCAGCGAGAGAGUUUAUUGGACCAACUGGGAUGCACAGAGACCUGCAAUCCAGAGGUCUUACUUCCGAAGCAUUGGUGUUGAUUCAAUCAUCACCACCAACAUACGGAUGCCAAAUGCUAUCACUCUGGAUCAUAAGGAAAUCAAGUUGUACUGGGCAGAUGCCCGGAUGGACAAGCUCGAGAGAUGCGAGUAUGAUGGAAGCAACAGAAUGAUUUUGUCGAAAACCACCCCACAACAUCCAUUUGACAUUGCUGUAUAUGGAGGGUUUGUAUUCUGGACUGACUGGGUGACACAUGCUGUGAUGAGGGCCAACAAGUACACUGGCGAAGAGACAAUUACCCUUCGGAGGGAAGUACCCAGGCCUAUGGGAAUCAUUGCUGUUGCUGAAGACGCUGAUGACUGUACUGCUUCGUCGAGUCCAUGCCGGAAGUUAAAUGGUGGCUGUGAAGAUAUUUGCACCAUCAAGAAUGGUGUGGUGUCUUGCACUUGCAGGACUGGUCGGACGCUGGACGCUGAUGGCAAAAGAUGUGUGCCUAUCAGGAGCUCCUGUGAGGCCAAUCAUUUCCAGUGUAGCAAUGGAGGCUGUAUUCCUUUCAGACUUACCUGUGAUAGCUUCCCGCACUGCACUGAUCAAUCCGAUGAAGACCCCAGAUAUUGCAGCUCUAGAAAGUGUCCAGAUCAGUACUUCCAAUGUACAAACAAACGGUGUAUUGAGAACAAUUUGUUCUGCAACAACAAGAAUGAUUGUGGGGAUAACUCUGAUGAGUUCAACUGCACUUCUUGCCCAAAUGAUGGCUUCCGCUGCAAAAAUGGCACUUGUAUUAGGCGUCAGCUUGUUUGCGACAGAGAUGCUGACUGUCCGGACGCCAGUGACGAAAUGGGAUGUCCUCGUGUGGACUGCACAAACAAUGACAAGCAUUAUGAUUCAAACAAAGGGACAAGUGACCUAAGCCUAAUAAACUGCAACUUCACAACAGCUUGUAUUUACCCCAACUGGAUUUGUGACGGUGAAGAUGACUGCUGGGACAACACAGACGAAGAAAACUGUCCUCCAAAGCAUGUGCCACUGGAAUGCAGUCAAGGACAAUUUAAAUGUGAUAAUGGCAACUGCAUUGACAAGGCCUGGGUUUGUGAUGGUGAGAAUGAUUGCAACGAGGACAAGGUUCCAAGCUCUGACGAAAAAGGCUGCAAUGUAGAUAAGGAGCACUCUUGCAAAGAGGGUCAUUCCCGGUGCACAAGUGGUGAAUGCAUUCCCAGCAAGUUGUUCUGCAAUGGCAACCCUGACUGCAUUGACGGAUCUGACGAGGAAGGCAAUUGCAGGCCCUGUGACAGUGACCACUUCCAAUGUAAAAGUGGCAAGUGCAUUCCUAACUCGUGGUUGUGUGACGGUGACCCCGAUUGUCCAGACAAGGAGGACGAGUUGACCACAAGCUGUGAUGUCGAGUGCAACCCCUCUGACUUUGUCUGCAUUAACAAAAAGUGCAUUGCCAAAAAUUACUUCUGUGACGGUGAUGACGAUUGCGGCGACAAUUCUGACGAGCCUCAGGGUUGUGCUUCAGCCACAGGGUCCUGUGAAUCAAAUGAGUUCAACUGUGAGAACGAGCAGUGCAUUGCCCUCAGCCUUGUCUGCGAUGGACGCAAUGACUGCUACGACGGCUCUGACGAAUUCCCUAAUGUUUGUCAUAAUUUCACUAAAGAAGGGUGUUCCAAAGAUGAGUUCCUGUGUAAAAACAACAUCUGUCUGCAUGACAAUCUGGUUUGCAAUGGAGAGGAUGACUGUGGAGAUUUCAGUGAUGAAACUGAUUGCAACAUUGCUGAAUGCGUCAAUAAUGUCUGUGCCCACAUCUGUUUGGAGAAGAAAAUUGGGUACGAGUGUCUGUGCAACAAGGGUUACACUGUCAAUCCUUCAGACAAGAAUUUGUGCGUGGACAUCAAUGAGUGUGAGACGGAACACCCCUGUUCCCAGUUGUGCCGCAACACCUUGGGUUCGUACGCCUGUACGUGCACAGACCAGUACAUCCUAAAGCCCAAUGGCCACUCCUGCAAAGCUAACUCGACCGUGGAGCCUUCGUUGAUCUUCUCGAACAGGUACUACAUAAGGCAAACAGCUUUGAACGGAGAUAUUACUCUGCUGGCCACAAACCUGACCAGUGCAGUUGCCCUGGACUUCCACUGGAAAGAGCAGUGCAUUUACUGGUCGGACAUCACCAGUCAUGGCAGCAGCAUUAAGAGGAUGUGCAACGAAUCUGUUAUUGAGUUGUUGCCAACUGGGACGGUGAAGAACCCCGACGGUCUUGCUGUGGACUGGGUGGGUGAAAAUCUGUACUGGUGCGAUAAGAACACGGACACCAUCGAAGUUUCAAGGCUCGACGGCCGUUUCCGCCGGGUUUUAAUCAACACCGGGCUUCAAGAACCUAGGGCAAUUACAGUUGACCCUCGACAUGGUUAUAUGUACUGGACGGAUUGGGGCAAAAGUCCUCACAUUGGAAAGGCAGGCAUGGACGGUACCCACAGGAAGAACAUUGUGACUGACAACCUUGGGUGGCCUAACGCAUUGGUCAUCUCUUACGAGACCAACGAAAUUUUCUGGGCUGAUGCUGACAGGGAUUAUAUUGCAGUGGCUGAUUUGGAAGGUGCAAAUCGAAGAAUUGUCAUGAGCAGAGCUACGAAUAAGAAUUUGAAACUGCACCACGUCUUUGGCAUUACUGUGUUUGAGGACUACCUGUACUGGACAGAUUGGGAAUCAAAAACUGUGGAGGGGUGUCACAAGUACAAGGGUGAUAACUGCGUUGUUCUUGCCCAUCUGAUUCAUCGCCCAAUGGUCCUGCACGCCUACCACCCUUUUAGACAAAUGCCAGUGAAAGAAAAUCCUUGUGCAAACCUGAACUGCUCCACCCUGUGUCUACUGACGCCAGGCGGCGGCGCCCAGUGCGCUUGUCCAGAAAACUUUGUCCUGGACAAGAACAACAGGGACUGCAACGCCAACUGCACUUCGGCGCACUUCCAGUGUCCUAGCACUUACAAGUGCAUUCCCUUCUGGUGGCGAUGUGACACUCAGGACGACUGUGGAGACAGUUCAGACGAACCGGAGGAUUGCCCUAAGUUUACCUGUCUCCCAGGACAGUUUCAGUGUGACGAGAAUGUCUGCCAUCAUCCAUCCCAAAUCUGUAAUGGGCAAGCAGAUUGUAAUGAUGGAAAAGACGAGUUGGACUGUGAUAGAUACACUUGCCUGCCUAGCUACUUCAAGUGCCCGACGCAUGAAAAUGAGACGGCCAAGUGCAUUCCAGAUAGUAAAAAAUGUGACGGAGCUUUUGACUGUCCUGGGAAAGAAGAUGAAGCCGGUUGUGAUAAAAAAACUUGUGCAUCAAGUCAGUUCAAGUGUGACAACAACAAGUGCAUUCCUUCUAUUUGGUUGUGUGACAACGAGGAUGACUGUGGUGAUAAGUCUGACGAGCAUGUGAAUUGCACUGUACGGACCUGCACCGAGGAUCAGUUCCGUUGCAACACUGGUCGCUGCAUCCCGCUAAUGUGGCAUUGCGAUGGUGACUACGACUGCCAGGACAAAGAUGACGAGCCAGACCUGUGCAACAAUGAAAAGUUCCACUCUUGCCAGCCAUCUUACUUCAGAUGCAAAAACAACAAGUGCAUUCCUGGGAGACACAGGUGUGACUAUGACAACGACUGCGGGGACAACUCAGACGAGGAAAAUUGUACCCUGAGGAACUGCAGCGAAUCUGAGUUCAAAUGCACUGACGGCCACUGCAUCAAGGGUGAUCUCAGGUGCAAUGGGGAGUUCAAUUGCCCUGACCAGAGUGACGAGCACAACUGUACGGUCACUUGUGCAGACACCGAGUUCAAAUGCGAGUCCCGCGCUAUUUGCAUUCAAUUGGAAUGGAAGUGUGAUGGUGAGUCAGACUGCGUUGAUGGCUCGGACGAGAAGAACUGCAACUUGACCUGUCCUGAGUUCAUGUGCCAAAAUGGAAACUGCAUUGCGCAUUCAUGGAGGUGCGAUGGAGACGACGACUGUGGAGACAACUCUGACGAGGACAAAGCAAAGUGCGCCACUUCUUCGUGUGAGCCUGGAAAGUUUAGGUGCCAAAACCAUGUUUGCAUUCCCUACGUGAAUGUUUGUGACGCUGUGGACAAUUGUGGGGACAGGUCUGACGAAAGUGAAAAUGCCUGUCAAAGAGUGGCCACAAGCUGUGAAAACCAGCGUUCUCAGUUCCAAUGCCGAAACGGACUGUGCAUCGAAGAAACAUUCAAAUGCAACAACAUGAAUGACUGUGGGGACAACAGUGAUGAGGAGGACUGCAGCAACAUUGGCCCAUGUGUGUUUGGCGCCUGCUCUCAAAUCUGUAAUAAGAAAAAGGGACAGAAUUUUACCUGCCAGUGUGCACCAGGCUUUUCCAUUGGCUGGGACAAAUCCAAAACUUGCAAGGCUGAAGGUCAAAGUGCAUAUUUGAUGGUGGCAAGCGAUUCGGAGCUGAGGAGGGUUAAUCCGUACAAAGGAUCAGAGAUUUCUCAGUUCCUUGACAAGGCAGAGGCACCAUUCAAAGUUGAGUCGGUGGACAUUUUGUUUUAUAGCCACGAGUCCAUAAACGUCUUCUGGACAGACCACCACACCAAAGUGAUCCAAAGCCUUGCCCUGCCAGUCAAGAACAGGGUAAAGCGGGAAGGACCGAAAACAAUUAUUUCUGGUUUGCAAGACCCCAGAGGCCUGUCAGUCGAUUGGGUAAACAUGAAGCUGUACUUUGUGGACGCAGGCUCUGAUGAGAUCAGCGUUGCCACUAUGGAUGGGACUCAGAAGAAGGUGCUCAUCAACACCCAACUCGAUCAACCCCAUGACAUCAGGGUUGACCCUGAAUCAGGGUGGAUGUAUUGGUCUGAUUGGGGACAAAAGCCUCGAAUUGAAACCGCCAGGAUGGACGGUUCAGACAGGAGAACUCUAGUGGACAAAAUGGUGCAGUGGCCAACUGGUCUGGCUAUUGAUUACCCUUCCAGGAGGUUGUACUGGACGGACCCAAAAGCAUUGACAGUCAGUAGUGUUGACCUCGAAGGAAAGGACAGGCACGAAAUCAAGAAAUUCUCUCUAGAGGACAAGCCAUACAAAAUUGAGGUGUUUGAGGAUUCUUUGUACAUCAGCACCUACAGGACAAAUAACAUCAUGAAAAUGAACAAGUUUGGCCUUGGAAAUUGGACCUAUCUGGUGAAAGGCUUACACAGAGCAUCAGACAUUCUUAUCAUUCAGGAGCACAAGCAGAAAGGAAAUUUGUCCAACCCUUGCAAUCAUGACCUCUGCGCUGAGGAAGCCAUGUGCCUGGUGCGCUCUCGAACGCAGCACCGCUGCAUGUGUCCCGAAGGAAUGACCGAAGUGAAGAGGAGCCAAAGUGUGACAGGCGUUUCUUCCAUCGCAUGCCGCCCUGCAGACCGCACCACCCCAGCACCGCCAAAGUGCCCUCUAAACUGCCACAAGGGCGAGUGUGUGUCCACCCCGAGCGGCUUUGCCUGCGAGUGCAACCCCUUGUAUGAGGGCAAGUUGUGUGACAAGUACCGUUGCUCGCAGUACUGCAAGAACAAGGGCUUCUGUGUUGUAGAUGUCACUGCUGUCACUGCACCCAACGAACAAAAACCAAUCAAGUGUCACUGUGGUUCAAACUUCAAAGGCGAUCGGUGCGAAACACCUGUCAACUUUUGUGAGGGCAAUUGCUUCAACGGCGGUUCCUGCCGUUUCAACUCUGAAGCCAACGUCGAGAAUUUGAUCGGGAGUUGCUCUUGUCCAACUGGAUUUUCAGGCAAAUUCUGUGAAAUCUGCGCAGACAGGAAGUGUCUUAACCAUGGCACUUGCCAUGUCAACAUCACAACUGGCUUGAGUCAAUGCAAUUGCACAACUGGCCACUCGGGUGCCUUCUGCGAGAGUUCAACUUGUCUAACUGCAGAGGGGAAAAACUACUGCUUCCAAGGUGAUUGUGUCAUCACUGCUCACGGGCCCAAGUGCAACUGCCCUCAAGGUAUUUCCGGAAAGCGGUGCGAAAAUGACGUUUGCAGCAACCACUGCAUGCAUGGAGGCACUUGCAGAAUUUUGCCAAAUACAAUGCAGCACUGUGUGUGUCCAGAGCGCUAUUCGGGCAAACGCUGCGAAGUCGACCUGUGCAAAACUAAGCAGAUGCGGCUCGAACUUUGCACAGGCUCAGUGGACAGGUGUCCGCAUCUGCCAUGCCGCAACGGCGGAAGUUGCGUCGAGAUCCGUGACUCGGCGGUCUGCAGGUGUCCCUCGACCUGGGUGGGUACCGACUGCGGCCUCUACGUCUCGUACAAGGACAACGCGUGCGUCAACUACUGCCACCACGAUGGUGUGUGCGUCCUGGACGCGCCGGACGCUCAGCCCAUCUGUCGGUGCUUGGACGGCUGGACGGGCCCACGCUGUGACAACAAGGCCACCUGCCGGAACUUCUGCUUCAAUGGCGCCACCUGCCAGGAGCCUGAAGACUCCGACCUCAAGCCAGUCUGCAUCUGUCCCCCUGACUUCCAAGGCCUCCGGUGUGAGACGCACAACCAAUUUGCAGGCCACAAUAAGGACUCGAUUUCAGGCAAAGACACCUCGUCAGCACUGCUGGUUGUGCUGCUGAUAGGAUUCCUGUUCCUUUUGGCCCUUGCCACUGGAGGGGUUAUCUACUUCAUGUACAGGCGGCGCCUCGGGGGAGGGAAGCCCUUUGCCCACGUCCGCAUGCAAGACAACGUUGAGAUCACAAACCCCAUUUACUUGAGAGAGGACGACGGCGACGACCCUCUCGAGCACAGCUUCAGCUUGGACUCCGACAAGGCCUCUAACUUUGGCAACCCAGUUUACGAGUGCAUGUACAACGACAACAGCGUGCCACUGGUGUCCGAAGAAAAGACAGGUCUGCUGCAGACGGACAAACUGAGCAAGAGCCCUGGCACUACCUCUGAUGGGGCGGACUCGGCCUAAAAGUGGAAUAAUUUCUGAUUUUUUGCAUUUGAAUCUCGUCCGAUAGCUGUGAGAAUGUUUGAUGAUAAUUUUAACUCGUGAUGGUGAUAUUGCGCUUUGUGGUUGCAAGCAAUUAGAACAAGGGAACUCUCACACAGUUACCUGCUGCUCAUUUUUUUUUAAACUAUGAUUUUUCAAAUUGAGUGCUAAGCGCUCAGAUCGAAAAGAAAGGGUGCCAAUAUAGUUACACUUACAAAUGCAUUUACAUUGUCUCUUGCCCUCCAAUUGUGAAUCAUCUUUUCUCCACUUGUAUGUUUUUGUUUUAUAUACAUAUAAAUAAGAAGUAGCUGUGAUGCGAGUCAACCCUAAUUACACACGUGAGACUGACUCAUUACUAAAACCAAUAACGCAUUCAAAAUCAGACACGUAACAAUCCAUCCAUCGGUAGGAAGAUUUCUCUUGACUAACAACCUUAAUAUGAAAUUUUUAUUAAAUUCUUUCUAUGAUUAGAAAAUAUGCAAUGAAAUGGAUUGGUGUACAUUUUCAAAAUUUUGUAUAAAACUUGUGUAAAUUGUUGUGCUAUAAGAUGAGAAGGAAUGGAAAGAAACGUUAGACUACCACUGUAAAUGUUAUGGUUGCAAUAAAAUGUCAAUAUUACAGCCUGGAAAAAAUGCUGAUGGAAACCUUCAGUGAUACAGUCUUGCAUUUCAGCAUUUUCAACCUGCUGUAUUUUAUAUCUAUGUAUA
Neocloeon triangulifer is the source of this 15226-nucleotide messenger RNA. It is a transcript of the gene LRP1, whose product is annotated as low-density lipoprotein receptor-related protein 1. Lineage: Eukaryota; Metazoa; Arthropoda; Insecta; Ephemeroptera; Baetidae. The coding region runs from base 393 to 14501 and encodes 4702 amino acids. The record is from RefSeq and is a predicted model, not a curated record. The transcript is spliced from 68 exons. Gene Ontology annotation, molecular function: calcium ion binding; protein binding.